This is a messenger RNA of Pseudophryne corroboree (corroboree frog), 1545 nucleotides long. RefSeq names its product solute carrier family 35 member A2 (gene SLC35A2). Gene Ontology annotation, cellular component: Golgi membrane. The transcript has 5 exons. The coding region runs from base 77 to 1261 and encodes 394 amino acids. NCBI's taxonomy places the organism in Eukaryota, Metazoa, Chordata, Amphibia, Anura, Myobatrachidae. The record is from RefSeq and is a predicted model, not a curated record. Gene Ontology annotation, biological process: pyrimidine nucleotide-sugar transmembrane transport. Gene Ontology annotation, molecular function: UDP-galactose transmembrane transporter activity.
CGAAAGCUUAUGUCCCUGGGUCACCAUGGCGACCGCCCCGCCCCGCCGAUGACGUGAGCCCGGACGUGAGCUGGCGAUGCCGCCGUGGAGGCGCGGACCCGGAAGUGCGCUGGGGCCGGGUGAUAUGGCUGCGGCUGCAGGAGCUGGGGACGAGGAGAAGGACAUGAAGCCGCCGCAGGUGGACAUGAAGGAGGCUGGCUCUGUGCCGGGGAGAGGCGCCGGAGACAGAACCAAUCGCCGCCUGAAGUAUCUCAGCUUGGCCGUGCUGGUGGUUCAGAAUGCCUCGCUCAUCCUCAGCAUCCGAUACGCCCGCACUCUGCCCGGUGAGCGCUUCUUCUCCACCACGGCCGUGGUCAUGGCUGAGAUCCUCAAGGGAAUCACCUGUCUGCUGCUGAUGUUGGCCCAGAAAAAAGGUAACGUCAAGGAACUUGCUGUGUAUCUGUACGAUGCCAUCAUUAUUCAGUACAUGGACACCCUGAAGCUGGCCGUGCCUUCCUUGAUAUACACUUUGCAGAAUAAUCUCCAAUACGUGGCUAUAUCUAACCUGCCGGCAGCCACGUUCCAGGUCACGUAUCAGCUGAAGAUCUUGACCACGGCGUUAUUUUCAGUCCUCCUCCUACGGAAAAGUCUGUCCCGGCUUCAGUGGGGUUCCCUGGUUAUCCUCUUCGUCGGGGUGGCGGUGGUACAGUCUGAGCAGUCCGGCGGCAAGGAGAACGUGGCUUCGAGCGGCCAGAGCUACGUUGUGGGCCUGAUAGCCGUGGCCGUGUCCUGCCUGUCCUCCGGCUUCGCGGGCGUUUACUUUGAACGCAUCCUGAAGGGCAGCUCGGCCUCCGUUUGGCUGCGCAACAUCCAGCUCGGACUCUUCGGCACAGCCUUAGGACUUUUGGCCAUGUGGCAACAAGAUGGAGCCGCCAUUGCCGAGCGCGGCUUCUUUUACGGGUACACGCCGCUUGUGUGGUGCGUCAUCUUCAACCAGGCCUUCGGUGGUCUUCUGGUAGCGGUGGUGGUGAAAUACGCAGACAACAUCUUGAAAGGCUUUGCCACCUCGCUGUCGAUUGUGGUGUCCACGGCUGCCUCCGUCCACCUCUUCGGCUUCCACGUGGACCUGCCGUUUGCCGUGGGAGCUGGGCUGGUCAUAGGGGCUGUGUAUUUGUACAGCCUCCCACGAACACCGGACCCCUCAGUGCCUGCACCUAGUCAGGCUCCUUCACACAAGGAAGUCUUCUUGCCAAAGAUUAUUUCCAAACAGAAAGGCUCCUGAGAACCCUGCCGCCAGCACAUCCGUGUACAGACAUCAUGAUUGCUCCAUUGUUCCGGAUAAGUGUACAUUGGAACGACUAGUCUUAUCCUAUUGUGUGCCAAGCUUUACAUGAACUGCUACAAUACACACCUCCUGCGGAGUCUCGGUGCCCACAUGUGGCAGACGGGCAGGAUGUGAGGGAGUGAUCGCAGCUGCCAAGUGAAAAGAUAUAUCUAGAUCAGCCAAGUAUUAAUGUUUCUUUCUCGCCAGUGUUAACGCUAUUUAAUAAAUUUUGUAUGACUAAA